AUGUUAACAGAUGAAAAACUAGUAACCUCAAGGAACGCUGUAUUAAAAUUUUUUAAUACAAAUAGUAAUGAAUACUCUGUAAUUUUUACUAGUGGUGCGACAGGGGCAUUAAAAAUGAUUGGAGAAUAUUUUUCUUGGGAAAAAGAAAGUUUAUAUUAUUAUUUAAGAAUCAAUCAUAAUUCUGUUUUAGGUAUUCGAGAAUAUAUAGCUGAGAUAGGAGGAUAUUUUAAAGCAUUAAAUGAAAAUGAAAUUUCCAAAAUAUUAUAUGAUAGAAAAAAAUCACAAAAAAAAAAUGACGUAAAUAAUCCAAUAAAUUGUUUAUUUGCAUUUCCAGCAAAAGAUAAUUUUGCUGGUGUUUUAUACCCACUUGAAUGGAUAGAAGAUAUAAAAAAAUAUGGUUUGAGUGAUAAAUGUCAUUGGUACGUGCUAGCUGAUGUAGCAGCAUAUGUGCCAUCUCAUAAAUUUGAUCUGUCAAAAUAUAUCUAUUUAGAUUUUGCAGUUGUCUCUUUUUAUAAAAUGUUUGGUUAUCCUACAGGUAUUGGGGCUUUAAUUGUUAAAAAUAGUAGUUCAAGAGUUUUUAAAAAAAUUUACUUUGGUGGAGGUAGCGUUGUAACAGCUGUAUGUGAUUCACGAAUAUGCAAAAGGCAAGAUAAAAAUAGUUUUUCACAUUAUGAAGAUGGAACACUCCCAUUUUUAGGUAUUAACGCAUUAUUAUUUGGGUUUGAUAUACUAUCAAAAAUAUCAUAUGAUAUUAUUACCAAUCAUAUUAAAGCCUUAUCAGAAUUUACAUUUUAUGAACUGAUAAAUAUUAGACACUCGAAUUUUACAAAAGUUGCUAAAGUUUAUCAUGCUUAUGAUUCUCCAUUAGAUGGUAUUAUUGCGUUUAAUUUAUUUGAUAUUAACAAUAAAUAUAUACCUUUUUCUCUAGUUGAAUCUAUUGCUGCAUUUAAUAAUAUCCAUUUGCGUGGUGGGUGCUUUUGCAACUCCGGUGCAUGUCAAGAUUAUUUAAAUUUGAAUAAUGAAGAAAUAAUCGAAUCAUACAAAGAUAAAAACAGUUGUACUGAAAACGGUUCCAGUGAUAAUAAACCUUUCGGUGCAAUCAGAAUUUCAUUUGGAUAUUUGUCUACAUUUAAAGAUUCUUUUGUAUUUAUUCAGUUUAUAAAAGAUAAUUUUGUAAAAUAA
Molecule: messenger RNA, 1182 nt
Organism: Plasmodium gallinaceum
Lineage: Eukaryota; Apicomplexa; Aconoidasida; Haemosporida; Plasmodiidae
Product: aminotransferase, putative
Exons: 3
Coding region: 1-1182 (393 amino acids)
Source: RefSeq, a predicted model, not a curated record